GAUGAAAUGUCUUCGGUAUUGGUCACAUGGCAAAACAACAUGGCGGAAGGAGAGGAAAACUUGAUGGUGGUGAUCGUAGACUGUAACCCAGUCUGGUGGGGCAGGAGACAACAACAACAGGCAGAGCCAUCCCAGAUUGUCCUGUCCCACUGUCUGGAUGCCAUCCAAGUGUUUGUCAACUCCUACCUGAUGCUGUCUCACAGGAACAGGGUAGCUGUCAUCGCCAGUCACACCAGUAAAACACAUUUUCUGUACCCUAAGAACGUUCCUGACCCCAGGUUAGACCAGAGGAGAGGGGAGGACGGGAGGUAUGAACAGUUCGCUACUGUAGACGACACUGUCGUGGAGGAGAUCAAACACUUAAUGACAUCAGAUACGACCAACAGUGAACUGAAGACAGACACACUUUUGGCCGGAUCGCUUGCAGUUGCCCUGUGCUACAUUCAUAGGUUAGAAAAGGAAUAUCAAGCUGGACAGCAACUGAAUUCCAGAGUUCUGGUGAUCAAGGCAGCAGAAGACAGCCCCUCACAGUACAUGAACCUCAUGAAUGUCAUCUUUACUGCACAGAAACAGAAUGUUGUCAUAGAUGCCUGUAUACUUGAUAAAGAGUCAGGAUUAUUGCAACAGGCCAGUGACAUCACAGGUGGGGUUUACCUGAAAAUACCACAGAUGUCAGGACUUCUGCAAUAUUUACUGUGGGUGUUUCUCCCUGACCUGUCUAUGCGUGAGGUGAUGGCCCUCCCACCUAAGGUCCAGGUAGACUACAGGGCAGCGUGUUUCUGUCACAGAACCCUCAUCGACGUAGGCUACGUCUGCUCUGUCUGUCUGUCCAUCUUCUGUUCUUUCAGUCCCAUCUGUUCCACAUGCGAGACUGCUUUCAAACUAGCCAAGCCUCCCAUGUUCAAGUCAAAGAAGAGGAAAAAGUCCAUACAGAAUGGAGGACCAUCAACAUCAUUACUGCAGUGAUACAGAAACAUUACUUUUGUAUGGAUUAUAGCAUUGUUACAGUUAAAGUGCCAGCAAACAGCAAGACAAAACAAAAUGUCAACAAUGUUACAAUGUGGUUACUAACACAUUUGCCAUGAAGGAGCUCAAAGCAUUUUGGUGGAAUAUAGUUAUGAAGCUACUAACAUAUUGUUUUAUUAACAGUGUAAAAAUAUGUUUAGUUUUCUUUAAUAGUUAACUUCAGAAUAAAGGAUUCAUAUCUGGAAAGUCAUAUACAUACUUAUGUUUUGAAUUCAAACAAAGCUCUGGCGUGUAUGGCCAGUGCAAAAUAUUACAUUCAAUAUCAAUAAACCAUAUACAUGUAUAUGUCUUGGUUAUGGUCAAUUUCUUGUCUGGAUGCAUGUUGUAAAAUAGCAUUGAAACAGUAGAGAG
Branchiostoma belcheri (Belcher's lancelet) is the source of this 1377-nucleotide messenger RNA. RefSeq names its product general transcription factor IIH subunit 3-like. NCBI's taxonomy places the organism in Eukaryota, Metazoa, Chordata, Leptocardii, Amphioxiformes, Branchiostomatidae. The record is from RefSeq and is a predicted model, not a curated record. Gene Ontology annotation, cellular component: transcription factor TFIIH holo complex; transcription factor TFIIH core complex. The coding region runs from base 7 to 966 and encodes 319 amino acids. The transcript has 13 exons. Gene Ontology annotation, biological process: regulation of DNA-templated transcription; nucleotide-excision repair.